Messenger RNA from Phanerochaete carnosa HHB-10118-sp, 1505 nucleotides. RefSeq lists its product as uncharacterized. Bases 1 to 1206 code for a protein of 401 amino acids. NCBI's taxonomy places the organism in Eukaryota, Fungi, Basidiomycota, Agaricomycetes, Polyporales, Phanerochaetaceae. The transcript has 8 exons. The record is from RefSeq and is a predicted model, not a curated record. Gene Ontology annotation, molecular function: oxidoreductase activity; FMN binding.
AUGCGGAUCUUCAGGCUUCCCACUCUCCGUCUAGGCGACCUGACGCUGCGCAAUCGAAACGUCGUAGCUUCCUGUGUCCGGAACCGUUCAGUGCCCACGAAUGUCCCAAACGAUCUGAAUUUGGAGUACUAUGUGCAACGUGCAAGGGGAGGGGCUGGUCUCAUUAUGACUGAGGGAACGCUCGUGUCGCAGCAGGGCACCGAAUGGCCGCACAAUCCGGGAAUUUGGAACGAGGAGCAGGUCGAAGGGUGGAAAAAGAUCGUCGAUGCCGUUCACGCUAAUGGAACACAUAUAUUCUGCCAGCUAUGGCAUACUGGACGCGUUUCUCAUCCGGACAUGGACGAGCAGAAGAAGGCUGGAAAACCUGUUCCAGGACCUUCCGCGAUUGCGGCCCGAGGAGGCAGGUUCAGGCAGCUGCCCGGCCAGCCAGGAUACGUCACGCCGACGCCAAUAGAGGAUCCGUGGUCGAUCAUCGAAGAGUUCCGCCAUGCGGCGAAAAUGGCCAAGAAGGCCGGGUUCGAUGGUGUGGAAUUACACUCUGCAGGUGGAUACAUUAUCCACCAGUUUCUUGACUAUACUUCCAAUCAACGCACGGACAUAUGGGGCGGCUCCGUCGAGAACCGCUGUCGACUUGGCCUCGAGGUUCUGAAAGCAAUGGUUGAUGUCUGGGGACCUGCGCGUAUAGGGAUCAAGAUUAGCCCUUGUGGUGGGUACAACGAUGUCGGCAUGUCGCUCCCAGAUACGAUCCAUACAUUCAUCCACUAUAUCACCCAGAUCUGCGCCAUGAAGCUCGCCUACGUCCAACUCGUUCGGCACAACCCUUUGUUCGAGGCAACAGUCCCUGCGAGCGUGAACGGGACCGUGCAAAAGAUCAGGCGCUCCACGCCGCACGACGUGCUCGCCUAUGAAAGGCGGAACCCGACGGCAACGCGCGUGUUCGUCAACGGCGGGCUGACGCUAGACGAGGCAGAGGGGCUGAUCGCGGAGGGCGUCGUGGAUGCGGCCGUCUUCGCUGUCCUGUGGAUAUGCAAUCCCGACCUGCAGAAGAGGGCCGAGAGGGGCUUGCCAUUGAAUAAGGUCGUGGACCCGGUCACGUUCUACACGGCGCCGGAAGGCGAAGGCUUGAGCUAUGGGUACACAGACUAUCCAUUCGCUAAUACGGAUGCAAGUGUUAGCUCUGAGACACAUGAAGUUAGAGACGGCUAAGUAAUAGACUUGUAUCCCUUUACGAGUGGUUGGUAAACGAGUUUGAUAGAGGCGAUAAGACUUGCUUAAGCUUGCUUAUUCACUUAUUUUCAGAAGUUGCACGCCGCGAGUAGUUCACACAAGCACACAAAAUGUACACUGUAAUAUUGAGCUCCUCAGCGAGCCAACGGGUCUUCAUUUCAUUCAUAAAGGACUAGCAAGCUUGAUCGUUAUCUUUAAAGCGGCACCAAAACACAAAACUCGUCGCCAAAAUCUCCAAAGAUGCUUAGUCGAGGUCGUUGAGGCUGCGAGCCCUAUCG